ACAGCGCGUGCGCGGAAGGAGCCGAGGUGAAGCUGUCGCGGUGUGUCAGAAGAGGUGCGUGGCACCAUGCUGUCCCCCGAGGCGGAGCGGGUGCUGCGGUACCUGGUCGAAGUGGAGGAGCUGGCGGAGGCCGUGCUGUCGGACAAGCGGCAGAUUGUAGACCUAGACACCAAGAGGAAUCAGAACCGCGAGGGCCUGAGGGCCCUACAGAAGGACCUGAGUGUCUCUGAAGACGUGAUGGUUUGCUUUGGGAACAUGUUCAUCAAAAUGCCUCACACUAAGACGAAGGAAAUGAUCCAGAAAGAUCAGGAGCACCUGGAUAAAGAAAUAGAAAGGCUGCGGAGUCAACUUAAAGUGAAAGUUAACCGCCUCUUUGAAGCCCAAGGAAAACCAGAGCUGAAAGGUUUUAACCUGAAUCCCCUUAACCAGGAUGAGGUUAAAGCCCUCAAGGUCAUCUUGAAAGGAUGAGACUCACAGCAGGAUGGGGGACCUGUGACAGGACUUCCCAACCCCCAGCCUUGAGACCUGCAAGGACAGGAUUGUCUGUUUAAGGGGACAGGCAUCAGGAAUGUGGCUUCUGUACAAAUCUUUCUGUAGUGCUUGGCUGCUUUGUGCAAGAGAGAACCCUUAGUCUGCUCUGUGGGCUUGGCCUGGCCACCAGAGCUUGGACACAAGACCUAUUGACAAACCCUGGCAGCUAUCAGUAGGUGUGUGGGUAUGUGAGAAUGUCUGCAGCCGACACUUCUCAACAGUACCCUGCUGUUCACAUGGGCCUGGCCGGGGAUGGAGGCAGAGGAAGGCGGACCGGGAGGUUCAUUCCAGCUUUCUGCACAGCGAGGCAUUUUCGCAGGCAGUGUGUGUGGCAACUGGAAUAAAGCAGGACACUGACUAUUCACUUCUGUGUGAAGCAAACCUUGUGCUCCUCACCAGCUGCAGGGUAGACACAUUCAUUUCCCUACUGCUGCAGUUCUGUCCUUUUUCCUGCUGGCUUUCUGUAGUAGAGGUGCUGCCAGUCAUCCUCUGUGGUUGCUCUUGAGAUAGAAGUCCUUACAGAGUUCUGGCCCAGGGCUGGCAAGCAGUAACCUUCCUGAUGUGACUCGACAUGGAGUAUCGUCCCCACCUCUGAGAGCAGGGCCUGCCUGGCUGGCUGGCUCGAGAUCAUAGUAUGAGUGUGGCUCGAGAUCGUAGUGUGAGUGUGGCAUGAGAGCACAACUGACUUCUGGUCCUUGCCAUUCAAUAAACAUUAACUGAACAAACAA
Messenger RNA from Mus pahari (shrew mouse), 1259 nucleotides. RefSeq names its product p53 and DNA damage regulated 1 (gene Pdrg1). The record is from RefSeq and is a predicted model, not a curated record. Bases 67 to 468 code for a protein of 133 amino acids. The transcript is spliced from 5 exons. Gene Ontology annotation, cellular component: prefoldin complex. Gene Ontology annotation, biological process: protein folding. NCBI's taxonomy places the organism in Eukaryota, Metazoa, Chordata, Mammalia, Rodentia, Muridae.